UCGUUAUUACUGUGCUGUCACCGAUAUGGAAACAUCCCAAAGACCUAUGCCGCCCCCUCCACCGCCGCCACCGCCUUCGGUAUCAGUUUACAGGCAAAGCGGCGAGGUAAAAGCCCACGAUGCCAAACCACACACUACAGUUCACGAAGUGCUUGAAAGACAACUCCAUCGCAUAACGGCUGACUCCGAAGAAGCUACCGUUGUGUCCAGGGUGUUGCCGGUGAGACCCGUUAUUCAAGACGGACCACAAUGCGGGCUAGUGGCACUUAGCAUGGCCUCACAGCUGCUCCAAGAUCAUCCAGUGAGUGUCGAGGCUCUUUUCGAAAUGGCCAAGUCGCUUCAGUUCACCAAGAAAGGAGAGAUGUUUUCAGUUGAAAACAUGAAGACUCUAGCCGAGGCAUGUCUGCAAGAACAUCGCACUAAAAUUGUGCGCAGUGAGCAUCGAGAAGAUAUCAUCAGACAUCUGCUUGAGGGAAAGCCUGUGUUAAUACCGUAUGAUUCUGACGGAAAUUUCGAACCCUGCCUAAAAAAUGGACACACAGCACACUGGGCUGUCCUUCAUGGAAUCUGCCUGGUUCUACGUGAAUCACCUUGCAUCGAAGACACGCUGGCAAACGUUUCGGAGAUGGACUCGAAGUGCCCGAGGAUUUUCCACGUCCACACCACGAUACCCAAGGAAGUGUUACUAAAGCUCACCCAGCUAGCCGAGAGCCAGGAGACCGGUGUGUUUGUUUAUGCUAGUCAGGGAAAGAGCAGGCACGUAGGAUUGUGGGAACUUGAGUUGCUUCUGAGAAGUAACAAGAACCUGGCGCAUUUCACGCCAAAGCGCGAUAUUUCCGAUUUUGUGAUACCAGAGGGAGGUGUUGCCGGAGGGCUGUCUGGCCAGGUGCUUCUUUUCACAUAGUCCAUGAUGCGGUGAAGUGUUAAGUAAUGUGAGUUAAUGUGAAGUUAUCACAGGGCUGGAUCUCUCUCAAAAGAAGUGACUGCAGAUGUUGGCCCACGCUUGUGUUCUCAUUUUAUCUGUGUAAUUAUCUUGCGUUGAUGUACUCUAACAAGAAGCGACGAUCGAUAGAGCAACUUCUAGUUGAUCUGUCUUGAGACAUGUGACGAGAGUUUAGUUGUUGGUUAACGCUCGUGUAUUUAUCGCAUGUGAGUCACUGUCUGACCCACUAACCCCAUUCACAUUGUGUGUGAAAACCGCUGAGUUGGUUCAACAGACCGUUCGGCAUUUUUUUGCUAGCUACCAGCCAUGUACAGCAGCUAGCCUCUAGCUGACAUUGGCUGGAUCAGGAAGGUGUGUACCAUCUUCCGUGCCCUUCGCACUUUCUUCAUUUGGCCUGUGAAGCUUCUCAGGCCUUUCGGAACUCUUACCAAACUGUGUUGACUGUGGUGAGUUUUACAUGCUGGGAUAUUUAUUGUGUGAAUGCCUGGCUCAUGUUAGUGCCUGAACAAAUUUUUAACCAAAACGUGUUGUGGAUGAGGCUUGCCUUAAUCAUUGUUUGUGGAAGUAGUACCCCACUCCACAGCAUCCUAGGCUGGGCAAAGACUUGCACUGUCUUUUUGAAAAAUAUCAAUCCAAUGGCCUGUCAAGUCGUGUAUUUCUGCAUCUGAUGGUGCUUGCACCACAGCACUGUGGUGGUGUGUUUCUUGUCUGCAUCAUUAACAUACGCUGGUUUUUUGUUACCAUUUUUUACCAACAAGCCCAUGUUUUCUAUUUAUUGGUAAUGGCCCCUAUGCCAUUACCAAUGCCAGCACUUCUGGUAAAGACGUACAUCGCGCCAGAGUUAUUGCAAAUGGUUCCGUAUGUAGUAAGUCUACGUGCCACUGUAAUUGUUUCUGGAGCCUUUAUGUGGUGAUAUAUAGUGCCACUAGAGUUACUGUAUCCAAAGGGCCGUGUUGUUGAGGUGUCUCCUGUGGAGCAACUCUCUCCAUAUUUCUGCCGCCAACCCAUAGAAAAUUUGAGAGCUAGCAAGAAGGGACAACUGAGCAAAUUAGCAUGAACAUGUCUUGACAGUAGCCACUGUAUUUAGUCAGGGCUUUUGUCUCACCUUAUUCCUAGUCUUUGGUUUUCUUAGAGAGCAACGUGCUUCUUCAUGUGAUGUCAGAUUCUGAAUCCUCCAUUUUUUUUCUUAGUCUAUGCCGAGAGCAUUUUAACGAGUGGUCAUUCUAAAGCGAAGCUUUCGUUUUAUGGUGUACUCCUGUGGCCGCAUAUUUACACAGGUUGAGUGCCUUACAAGUGAGCUAUACUAGUUAGAGCAGGCAAGGACAUGUAGUCUAGCCAAAUCAUCAUGGGCUCCGGUAACUGUGACGUUAAUAAACUUCAUAAAUAUAAAGCAGCGUUCUUACCUUGUUGCUGAUGUUGGGGUCUCAUAUUGUGCAUUGUCAUGUGCUUUCAUUAAAAGC
This is a messenger RNA of Rhipicephalus sanguineus (brown dog tick), 2403 nucleotides long. Its product is annotated as UPF0692 protein C19orf54 homolog. The transcript is spliced from 5 exons. The record is from RefSeq and is a predicted model, not a curated record. Bases 26 to 904 code for a protein of 292 amino acids. Lineage: Eukaryota; Metazoa; Arthropoda; Arachnida; Ixodida; Ixodidae.